Molecule: messenger RNA, 6819 nt
Organism: Blumeria graminis f. sp. triticale
Lineage: Eukaryota; Fungi; Ascomycota; Leotiomycetes; Helotiales; Erysiphaceae
Source: the annotation of a GenBank genome assembly
AUGACUGAAAUUAACGGUGAAGUCAAAAGACUAAGCUGUACUGUGCCACUUGUACGAAACCAGUCAUACUCAGCAAGGCAUCAAAUUGCUGAGCAUUUUAUCGGAGGUAACAAACUGGAAAAUGCCUCUCCAAGUGAUGUGAAAGAGUUUGUCGCAAAACAUGAUGGACACACUGUUAUUACAAACGUUCUUAUCGCAAAUAAUGGCAUUGCUGCUGUCAAGGAAAUCCGAUCGGUCAGAAAAUGGGCUUACGAGACUUUCGGAGAUGAACGUGCCAUUCAGUUCACUGUUAUGGCAACGCCUGAAGAUCUUCAAGCAAAUGCCGAUUAUAUUCGUAUGGCUGAUCAAUAUGUAGAAGUUCCCGGUGGCACGAAUAAUAAUAAUUAUGCAAAUGUCGAGUUAAUUGUAGAUGUGGCAGAGCGAAUGGAUGUUCAUGCCGUCUGGGCCGGAUGGGGACAUGCUUCAGAAAAUCCAAAAUUACCCGAAUCACUUGCCGCCAGCCCAAAAAAAAUCGUCUUUAUAGGGCCGCCCGGAUCUGCAAUGAGAUCACUUGGUGAUAAAAUAUCCUCAACAAUUGUAGCCCAGCAUGCCAAGGUGCCAUGUAUACCUUGGUCUGGAACAGGAGUAGACCAAGUUGAGGUAAACGAUGAAGGAAUCGUAACUGUUGAUAAAGGAGUAUAUAUGAAAGGAUGUGUUCAAUCCUGGCAGGAGGGGCUUGAAAAAGCACGAGAAAUUGGGUUCCCAGUCAUGAUUAAAGCUUCCGAAGGUGGUGGUGGUAAGGGUAUUCGAAAAGUAGAUUCCGACGAGGGAUUUGAGGCGCUUUACAAAGCUGCAGCAAAUGAAAUUCCUGGAUCGCCAAUAUUUAUAAUGAAGCUUGCUGGCAAUGCGAGACAUUUAGAGGUGCAGUUACUGGCCGAUGAAUAUGGAAACAACAUCUCACUAUUCGGAAGGGAUUGCUCUGUUCAACGAAGGCAUCAAAAAAUCAUCGAGGAGGCACCUGUUACAAUAGCAAAGACGUCAACUUUUCAAGACAUGGAAAAAGCCGCCGUCCGCCUAGGACGUCUUGUAGGCUACGUUUCUGCUGGGACUGUCGAAUAUUUGUACUCCCAUGCUGAAGAUAAAUUCUAUUUUUUGGAAUUAAAUCCCCGGCUUCAGGUGGAACAUCCAACGACAGAAAUGGUCAGUGGUGUCAAUUUACCCGCGGCGCAGCUUCAAAUUGCAAUGGGACUUCCUCUUCACAGAAUCCGAGACAUCCGAUUAUUGUAUGGAGUAGAUCCUCAAGGAUCUACAGAAAUAGAUUUUGAUUUUUCGAAGGAUUCUUCUUCUGAAACUCAGAGGAAGCCAACACCUAAAGGCCACACAACUGCAUGUCGGAUAACCUCUGAAGACCCUGGGGAAGGGUUUAAGCCAUCAAGCGGCAUGAUGCAUGAACUAAACUUUAGAAGUAGUUCCAACGUCUGGGGUUAUUUCUCUGUGGGUACAGCUGGUGGAAUCCACAGCUUUUCGGACAGUCAGUUUGGUCACAUAUUUGCGUAUGGUGAAAACAGAUCAGCAUCUCGGAAACAUAUGGUAGUUGCAUUAAAAGAACUAAGCAUCAGAGGAGAUUUCCGUACGACGGUCGAGUAUUUGAUUAAACUACUUGAAACUCCUGCCUUUGAAGACAACACCAUCACAACUGGCUGGCUAGAUGAACUUAUCUCUAAUAAGCUCACUGCUGAAAGACCCGACCCUACACUAGCUGUUGUUUGUGGUGCAGUCACCAAGGCUCACAUUGCGAGUGAGGCUUGCAUAUCUGAAUACCGAACAAGCUUAGAGAAGGGACAGGUUCCGGCGAAAGAUAUUCUUAAGACAGUUUUUCCUAUCGAUUUCAUCUAUGAUGGGCAGCGAUACAAAUUUACAGCCACCAGGUCGAGCUUAGAUAGUUAUCAUUUGUUCAUCAAUGGGUCUAAAUGCUCUGUUGGUGUUCGAGCAUUAAGCGACGGGGGACUCUUGGUUCUCCUCAGUGGUCGGAGUCACAACGUUUACUGGAAAGAAGAAGUUGGAGCUACCAGAUUGAGUGUCGAUAGUAAAACAUGCUUACUAGAGCAAGAGAAUGACCCUUCUCAGCUUAGAACCCCCUCGCCUGGGAAACUAGUUAAGUAUACUGUUGAAAAUGGAGAGCACGUUAAGACAGGGCAACCAUUCGCUGAAGUGGAGGUGAUGAAGAUGUACAUGCCUCUACUCGCAGCUGAGGACGGUAUUGUACAACUAAUAAAACAACCCGGAGCAACUCUUGAGGCAGGAGAUAUUUUGGGAAUACUUGCUCUAGAUGACCCUUCAAGAGUAAAACAAGCGCAACCUUUCUUAGGGCAACUACCUGACUUGGGACCACCUCAGGUUGUCGGAACGAAGCCGGCUCAAAGGUUCGUUUUACUACACAAUGUGCUACUCAACAUUUUAGACGGUUUCGACAAUCAAGUUAUCAUGGCAGCUUCUUUGAGAGAACUUAUCGAUGUUCUCCGUGAUCCAGAGCUUCCGUACGGUGAAUGGAAUGCCCAGUUUUCUGCUCUCAGCUCGAGAAUGCCACCUCGCCUUGCUACGACUUUUGCUCAAGUAAUGGACCGUUCAAGACAAAGAAAAGCCGAUUUCCCAGCACGAAAUCUCUCAAAAGCUCUGAAUAAAUUUCUUGACGAAAACGUUGAUCCGUCUGAUAUAGAUGCGCUCAAAGCCACGUUAUCUCCCUUAAAUGACGUAAUGGAGAGAUACGCUGAAAGUCAGAAAGUUCAUGAAUUUAACGUAUUUGCUGACCUCCUAGAGCGGUACGCAGCAGUAGAAAGAUUAUUUUCCAAUCGAACAUCUCGUGACGAGGAAGUUAUACUAAAACUGAGAGAUGAAAACAAGGACGAUAUUUCAAAAGUAAUUCAGACCGUUCUUUCUCAUAGUAGAAUCGGAGCUAAGAAUAACUUGAUUCUAGCUAUACUGGAUGAGUAUAAACCCAACAAGCCUCAUGCCGGUAACGUUGCACAGUUCUUUAGGCCGGCUCUUCGAAAGUUGACUGAACUCGAAUCACGACAAACUGCAAAGGUUUCCCUCAAAGCCCGUGAACUGCUCAUUCAAUGUGCUAUGCCUUCAUUAGAAGAGCGAGCAGCUCAGAUGGAACAUAUCCUAAGAUCAUCAGUUGUUGAGUCAAGGUACGGUGAAACAGGAUGGGAACACCGCGAACCUGACAUUGAAGUGCUCAAAGAAGUCGUCGAUUCCAAAUAUACGGUCUUUGAUGUGUUACCACUUUUCUUCGGCCAUCAAGAUCCAUGGGUCUCGCUUGCAGCUCUUGAAGUUUACAUCAGGCGUGCAUAUCGUGCCUACUCUUUAAAAAAGGUUGAGUACCACAACGAUAGUUCUGAUUCUCCGUUCAUUGUCUCUUGGGACUUUGUACUUCGAAACGUUGGCACGUCUGAAUUCGGACUACCAGCCCAGUCAGGCGCAGUCACACCUGCCUCUUCAGAUUUCAAAAGUAAUUUUCAACGCGUAGCAUCCAUCAGCGAUAUGUCAUAUCUUGUGAAUCGCGAGAGCCACGAACCUAUUAGAAAGGGUGUCAUAGUACCCGUCCCUUAUCUUGAUGAAGCCGAAGAAUACUUAGUCCGAGCCCUCGAAUUUCUUCCUACAUCUUCAGGUCGUAAAAAGUACCCUAACGGACUAAUGCCAGAUUUGGCCGGGAAACGGAAGACGGUGUCUUCUAAUGCUGAAGACGAAUUAACAGCAGUUGUGAAUGUUGCAGUUCGUGACUCCGAAAGUCACGACGAUAAUGAAACAGUUGCUAGGAUCAAUGCAAUUGUAAAAGAGAUCAAAUCAGAACUACUAUCUCGCCGCGUCCGUCGCCUAACGUUCAUCUGUGGUCACAAAGAUGGAUCUUACCCAGGGUACUACACUUUCCGUGGUCCCAAAUACGAAGAGGAUCAAAGUAUUCGUCACAGUGAACCAGCUCUGGCCUUUCAGCUUGAACUCGAAAGACUAUCCAAAUUCAGGAUCCGGCCUGUUUUUACUGAAAAUCGGAAUAUUCAUAUCUAUGAGGCAAUCGGUAACAAUGUUGAAGGCGACAAACGAUAUUUCACUCGUGCAGUUGUUCGCCCAGGAAGACUAAGAGAUGAAAUUCCAACUGCCGAGUACCUUAUCUCCGAGUCUGAUAGACUGAUGAAUGAUAUUCUUGACGCCUUGGAGAUCAUUGGAAACAACAACUCUGACCUAAAUCACAUUUUCAUAAACUUCUCGCCUGUCUUUCCUCUGCAGCCACCAGAAGUGGAGGAGGCUCUUGGUGGAUUUUUAGAGCGUUUUGGACGUCGUCUUUGGAGAUUGCGUGUUACUGGCGCCGAGAUACGCAUCAUUUGUACUGAUCCUGUUACUAGCAUGCCUUACCCUCUUCGUGUUGUCAUCACAAACACCUCUGGAUACGUGAUACAAGUGGAGAUGUAUGCCGAAAGAAAAUCCGAAAAGGGUGGCGAAUGGGUCUUCCAUAGUAUCGGCGGUACGACUCCUAUCGGAUCCAUGCAUUUGAGAUCUGUUUCAACUCCAUAUCCCACCAAGGAGUGGCUUCAACCCAAAAGGUACAAGGCCCACUUGAUGGGCACGCAGUAUGUCUAUGACUUUCCGGAAUUGUUUAGACAGUCCAUUCAAAAUAGCUGGUCCAAGGCUGCUCGUAAGCAUCCUUCACUACUCGAAAAGCAGCCAGCCACUGGGGAGUGCAUUGACUUCAGUGAGCUUGUUUUGGAUGACACCGACAAUCUCGCUGAGGUUAAUCGUGAGCCGGGAACUAACAGUCACGGAAUGGUCGGAUGGAUUAUCACAGCAAGAACACCGGAGUACCCCAGAGGUCGAAAGUUUGUCGUGGUCGCAAAUGACAUCACAUUUAAAAUUGGCAGUUUUGGACCGAAAGAAGACCAAUUUUUCCACAAAUGCACGGAACUUGCAAGAAAAUUGGGCAUACCGCGGGUCUAUUUAUCUGCUAAUUCUGGAGCUCGAAUUGGUAUGGCAGAAGAGCUGAUACCUCAUUUCAAUGUCGCUUGGAACGACCCAGAAAAACCUGAGGCUGGCUUCAAGUAUCUAUACCUCAAUCGAGAUGCCAAAAAACGCUUCGAAGACGGAAAGACAAAAGAAGUUAUCACCGAAGAAAUUGUCGAGGAUGGAGAAACUCGUUACCGUAUAACUACAAUAGUUGGCGCUGAAGAUGGUCUCGGUGUCGAAUGUCUAAAGGGUUCAGGUUUAAUUGCGGGUGCUACAAGUCGUGCAUAUGAGGACAUCUUCACAAUUACCCUUGUGACAUGUAGGUCCGUUGGAAUAGGGGCUUAUCUUGUUCGUCUUGGACAACGAGCAAUCCAAAUAGAAGGACAGCCUAUUAUUCUUACUGGUGCCCCUGCAAUCAACAAACUUCUUGGCCGCGAAGUAUAUACUUCAAACUUGCAACUUGGUGGAACCCAGAUUAUGUACCGAAAUGGAGUCUCUCACAUGACGGCAACUGAUGAUUUUGAGGGUGUUUCCAAAAUUCUCGAGUGGAUGUCAUACGUACCCGAUAAAAGGAAUAAUCCAUUACCAAUUGGACCGGCAAGUGAUUCGUGGGAUCGGGAAAUAGGUUACUCACCACCACCCAAGCAGCCAUAUGAUGUCAGAUGGCUUAUAGCUGGCAAGGACGACGAAGAAGGGUUCUUACCUGGUCUAUUUGAUAAGGACUCUUUCGUCGAAACUCUUGGCGGCUGGGCCAAGACUGUCGUUGUCGGUCGUGCAAGACUUGGUGGUAUUCCGAUGGGUGUAAUUGGUGUUGAAACUCGUUCGGUCGAAAAUAUUACACCCGCAGAUCCUGCAAACCCUGAUUCUACGGAGCAAAUUACUAAUGAAGCAGGCGGAGUAUGGUAUCCAAACUCUGCUUUCAAGACUGCUCAAGCAAUCAAGGACUUCAAUAAUGGCGAACAAUUGCCAUUGAUGAUACUUGCUAAUUGGAGAGGAUUCUCUGGAGGCCAGCGGGAUAUGUACAAUGAGGUAUUGAAAUAUGGCUCAUAUAUUGUCGAUGCCCUCGUCAAGUACGAACAACCAAUUUUUGUAUAUAUACCUCCAUUUGGAGAGCUACGCGGAGGCUCUUGGGUUGUCGUUGACCCUACCAUUAAUCCAGAUUUUAUGGAGAUGUAUGCGGAUAUUGAUUCUCGCGGUGGCGUCCUUGAGCCUGAGGGUAUAGUAAACAUCAAAUACCGUCGUGACAAGCAACUUGAGACUAUGGCGCGUCUGGAUUCUGAGUACGGUGCUCUUCGAAAGCAGCUCACAGAUCCAUCACUCACUCCAGAUCAAUUAAGUGAUAUUAAAGUUAAAGCAAGUGCACGAGAGCAAUUACUUUUACCUGUGUAUAUGCAGGUUUCAUUACAGUUUGCUGAUUUACACGAUCGAGCUGGUCGUAUGAAAGCAAAAGAUGUAAUACGUCAGUCAUUAGUUUGGAGAGAGGCUCGCCGCUUCUUCUACUGGCGGGUACGUCGUCGUGUUAACGAAGAGUACAUUCUAAAGCGUAUGUCGACGGCGUCAAAGAACUCUCUGAAAUCUCGAGCUCGAAACAUUGCAACUUUAUCUGCAUGGACUGGCAUCUCAUUAUUCGAAACGGCUGACCGAGAGGUCGCAAUGUGGUACGAAGAAAAUCGUAAAGUUGUCGGUGAGAAAGUCGAGUCUCUCAAGACUGAUGACGUAGCAUUUGAGAUCUCAGCCUUGCUGCGAUCUAAUGGAAAGGGUGGACUUAAAGGUGUACAUCAGGUGCUGAGUAUGUUGCCUGCUAAUGAGAGGGAAGAGGCGUUGAGAUACUUGAGUGAAACAUAA